AAUACUGGCCAAGACCAGCAGGCCAGUAUAAACACAACUAUUCACAGUGAAAAGACUGUUAUUCACAGCGAAAAGACUGUUAUUCACAGCGAAAACACUGUUAUUCACAGCGAAAACACUGUUAUUCACAGCGAAAACACUGUUAUUCACAGCGAAAACACUGUUAUUCACAGCGAAAACACUGUUAUUCACAGUCAUUGACUUUUUACGUUAUUUGCUACUUUCAUACGAUAGAAAAAAUAUGUUAAGGGAAAAGAAAAGGAGAGGAAUAAAGUGUGUGAACCA
Molecule: messenger RNA, 285 nt
Organism: Mucor mucedo
Lineage: Eukaryota; Fungi; Mucoromycota; Mucoromycetes; Mucorales; Mucoraceae
Exons: 2
Source: RefSeq, a predicted model, not a curated record